Apus apus (common swift) is the source of this 5359-nucleotide messenger RNA. It is a transcript of the gene GXYLT2, whose product is annotated as glucoside xylosyltransferase 2. Gene Ontology annotation, biological process: protein O-linked glycosylation via N-acetylgalactosamine. The record is from RefSeq and is a predicted model, not a curated record. Lineage: Eukaryota; Metazoa; Chordata; Aves; Apodiformes; Apodidae. Gene Ontology annotation, molecular function: UDP-xylosyltransferase activity. The coding region runs from base 62 to 1306 and encodes 414 amino acids. The transcript has 7 exons.
CGCACCGCGCCGGGCGAUGCGGGCGGCGGGCUGAGGGCGGGCGGGCGCCCGGACCCGCGCCAUGCGGCUCUCCUGCAAGGUGGCGGCGGCGCUGCUGGGCCUGGGCAGCCUCCUGCUGCUCUACCUGCUGGCGGGCAGCGCCGCCGCGCCCCCGCGCCCCGCGCCCUCCGCGCCCGCAGCCCGCCGGCCGCCGCGGCUCAGCCGGAGCCCGCCGCGGAGGAGCCCCGCCGGGGGCCGGCUCGGCAGCGCCAGGAAGCCUGGAGAACAGAGGAAUUUAAAAGAGCCUUCAUCUUCACCAUGCAUGCACCUGGCAGUGGUGGCAUGUGGGGACCGACUGGAAGAGACACUGAUCAUGCUGAAAUCAGCAGUUCUCUUCAGCAACAGGAGGCUCUGUUUCCACAUUUUUGCUGAGGAUUCCCUUAAGCCUGAAUUUGAGAAGAAGUUAAAGGAAUGGCCUUCCUCCUAUACGAAGAAGUUUGAGUACAACAUUUACCCAAUAACCUUCUCAGUAGGAAAUGCUCAGGAAUGGAAAAAGUUAUUCAAACCAUGUGCUGCCCAGCGCCUCUUUCUUCCGGUCAUUUUAAAGGACGUGGAUUCUCUCCUUUAUGUGGACACUGAUGUUCUCUUCCUGAGGCCCAUCGAUGACAUCUGGCACAUCCUGCAAGAGUUCAACUCCACACAGCUAGCUGCUAUGGCCCCAGAACAUGAAAUACCAAAGAUUGGCUGGUACAGUCGAUUUGCACGUCACCCUUAUUAUGGAACAACUGGAGUCAAUUCUGGAGUGAUGCUAAUGAAUUUAACACGGAUACGCAACACACAGUUCAAGAACAGCUUGAUACCGAGUGGUUUGACUUGGGAGGAAAUGUUAUAUCCCUUGUACCAAAAAUACAAAAAUUACAUUACUUGGGGAGACCAGGAUUUACUAAAUAUAAUUUUUUACUUUAACCCAGAGUGUCUCUACGUGUUUCCCUGUCAGUGGAACUACCGGCCGGAUCACUGUAUGUACGGCAGCAACUGUAAAGGUGCAGAAGAAGAAGGUGUCUCUAUCCUGCAUGGAAAUAGAGGUGUCUACCAUGAUGACAAACAGCCUACAUUCAAGGCACUCUAUGAAGUGAUACGUGAUUUUCCAUUUGAAGACAAUCUCUUCCAAUCUUUGUACUACCCUCUGCAGUCUAAGUUUCUGGAUACAGUGCACACUUUAUGUGGGAGAAUUCCACAAGUAUUUUUGAAACAAAUUGAGAAAACUAUGAAGAAGGUGUAUGAAAAUCGUGUCAUUGUGUACUUGGGGGCCAACCACAGAUACUAAACGGAGCAGCAUUUUUACAGAAAAUUUUUCAUUCUUGCACCCAAUUCUUAUGAAGCCCAUGAAUGAUGAAAAUGAGCUCUUUCACUGAAACUCAGUAUUAAAAUAUUUUUCUUAUUCAAUUUCCCAAUACCCCCUGAAAUUGCAAAAAACAGAGGAGAUCCUAGAAGUCUGACUCAACUGUCCUUUCUUAGACCUUUUGUUCUCUUCUUAUAUAUCUCUUGGUUGCAACAAAGAGUUGACCUUUCUCACUUUUACUUGAUGAGUUUAGUUUGGUUAUUUGUUUAAGAACAGCUGUAUUCACUGUAACUUUUUUGCAAAUUGUGCAAAAGCUUGUACUGAGAUUUAACAAAGAAGUUAUGGUUUGGUAUAUAAGGAAUAUAACUCUUGAAAUGAUAGGGCAAAUAUUCUUGAUUGUCAUGAGAAUGCUGAAUUACAGAAAAGACCUCUCCUGUGAUAGGAUGAGUUAAAAUUUACUGCAGUAAAGGGAAAGUAUUUGCUUAAAAUUGCACUUCUGUCUGAAGGUAUAUUGCCUGCUAUUCUUCAUGUUUAGGACCUAAGAUUUCUGUUACUUAAAAAGAUCAGGGGAAUAGAAGUGCCUAUUUGCUUUGUAUUUUACAGCACUUUUUGUCUAGUCAUUGUUGUUGUCCAUUCCACUCUAUUGUAGUUUUGUGAGAGUUUCUCAUGAAGGAAUUAGAAUGAAAAUAAUUAGAGCAUAAAUAGGAAGACACUUUACUAGAAAUGGGAGGGGGAUGCAGUGGAAGCUGUGGCACCUGCACAGCAGAGGGGGAACAGAAAGAGAAUCCUUUCUUGCAUGGAGUACAGUCAAGGUCUUCCCCACCACUGUCAUAGUUUAGGAAUGUAUGCCCUAAUCUGGUAAUGCUAAUUCCAUUAGAAACAGUCCAAGAAUAUUGUGAAUGAAGAGUACAAAAACAGGAACUACUGAACUGUUUUCCUUUUUAAUUAAUGAUUUUUGAUUGCUGUUUACUACACAGUAACAAUGGUAUGUCACCAAGAACUGUUCUUUCAUCCCUACAUUGGGAGGCUGAGGAUGCUGCCUCUGACCCCCCUCUUCUGCUUCACCAGAGACCUGGGACACAAAAACAUCUUUCUGCCUCACACUUGCUUUCCUGGAAGUAGAGAGUUUCAUGCUACAGCCAUAAUGAACAGCUUCAGAGUGGGAGAGGAUACAAGAUGGCUUUGUUUAUUUAAAAUGCUUCAUUUAGUUUAGAUUUCAAAAGUAUGGUGAUGAUCUCAGGCUGGGCACAGACAGGAGCUUAUUAAAACUCACAGUAGCUGAAAGGUGCUUGGGACAAGUCACUGUGGGAGUUAAAGUGAGGACACUCUUAAAGAGCAGCGAUCCAAGGGCAGACUCCCAGGGGCCAUCUUCCAAGUGCAAGCCCUGAGGGAUGUAUGUAGGUGAGUGCUAGAAGAAAACAGCAGAGAACAUGCUGUUACUUUUCAAGUCUGUUCAGCAAAAGAAUCCCCCUUUAAUUGGAACUACUCACUUUUACAUCUAAUAGGCAAAGUAGGAGAGGGGUGAGGAGGGCGAGAUACAUGAAAGGAAAACUGAUACAAAUUGUAUGACUUGUACCUGUAACAUACCUUUAUUAGAGAUAAAUAUUUGUGGGGUGUGGAGGAGAGAAAUAAUGUUUUCAAAGUAAAAAGUAGGAUUUCUGAAGAAUUGCAGUUUUGUGGGUUUCCACCCUAUCCAGACAGGACUGAUACAGAGUUUUAUUAGAAAACAGCCUGCAAGAGAAAAUCCUUUUGGCCUACACAUUCCUCUCUCCUUGUGUGGCAGCUCAUGAAGGGAGGGAAAACGCAGGCCUUGCUGGCAUCUCAGGCUGCCAGAUAAACAGCCUGUACACAGGAUGAAGUGCUGACAAACUUUUUCUAAACACUAAAGUGUGAAAAUGUCUGUGGCACAUCCGUAAGUGUGGUGGGUGAAUAAGGCCACAUGGCAAACAGCAUCACUAGGGAGACAUCUGAGGAGAGGAGGUGUGAGGAUAGAGCCUUGGAACAAGGGGCAUACGGUCUUGGUCCCGGCAAUUUCACUGCUGGUCUGUGCUAGUCCUCACAGGCAUGACAGACAAACAGAAAUGCCUGUUGUUCACACCCCUGCGUGCUGCAAAUUCUAAUCAACAAUUUGUGCCUGUUUCUGACUCGGGUCAUUAUCUUGUAGCCUUUGCCACGUAAGUGUAAAUUGACCUGGAAAGAACAGAGGCAGCUCUGCAUCUAUUUGGAUUGAAAGCCUGGGACCCAGAAAGGCAUUUAAACUUAGGUGUAGAUGUUACUGUCUGUCACAACUUGCCUUAGUAUUUUCUAUUUCAGCUGAAGUUUUAGUCUCCACUUCAAAAGAACAGUACGUUUCCAGCUCCAGAGAAAAGACUUUAGAACCAGAAGGCAAUGAAAGGAAAAUGAGGCAUGCUGUUUUAAAAAGUUGAAGGUAAUGUAAGCCUAACAUAUGACAGGUAAACCUUUUAGGCUAGCAAUGCUGAGAACUUGUAAAAAAGUAUUAGCUUUUGUUUUGUUCCUUAUUUUGAAAUAAGAGAAUGCUGGUGAAAUGAGGAUAGGUGAGACAUGCUGGGUGCUCUGAAUUCCUCAUUUCUGUGGUAUCUACAAGGCACAGAAAGUUGCAGAGCAGAAGUCUUGUUGUCCAGACAGUUGCAACCCUGGUGUUAAGCCUCUGAAGUUAAGGCUAUGGCUGUGUAAGCUGUGAUUCAGCAGAACCCUGCAACUGUGGGCACAUUACAAUGAAGGAAUGGAAUUCAUUAAAAAAAAAAAAAAGCCAUUAUUGCAUAUAAAAUGAUUAGAAAUUAAAACAGUGCUUUUUAUGUUUACAGGAGGUGCUACAUUAUGCUUAGAAACAACUGUGUUAUGUUCUCAACAGCUAUUAAGAUAUAUGAAGUAUAUACUUUAACAUGAAGACUUUUGUUACUGUAAUAUCAACUUGCAGGAAGAAUGGGGAUGUUCCCCCGUGCUGUGCUUUUGCUGAGGAAAAAAAAGCUAUAAUUUGAUCUCUCCAAAGUGUUUUAAAACAAGUAUGUAACUUUUUUGUGUGUGUGGUUAGAGUGAUUAAUUUAUAUUUUUCUUACAGCUUUGAAAACCAUGUUAUACUUUGGUUUAACAGUAGCUGAUUUUAAUAUUAAUCUUAGAAACCAAUUUUCAUUCAUUUUGUAUUUCAUAUUUGUGGCUAAUUCCUUGUUCUUGUGCCUUCAUUUAUUUUAAUAAUGGGAUGUGUAAAUACUUAUGUAGACUUUAUUUCCUCAUUUCCCCUUCCUCUCAUGUAUUUUAGUUAUUUCCAAUGGUAUAAUGUAACCAAAACACCUUUGCUAACAUAACACUAACAUAGGGGGCGAAAGGAAAAUAGUGUUAUUUAAAUGAAUAGACACUUCAACACAUGGAGUGUAUUGAUAACAAAGGAAAAAAAUCACCUUCCACACUGAGAGAGAAACAGCCCAGAGAAAUGUGCCUGGGGUAUUUAACAUACACCUCACCCAGCAAGUGUUUGGCACCCUGAAUUUUGCCUGUGUAGUCAGUAGGUUUAUAUGCAAUGCAUAAAGCUGAGCGUGUAACCAAGUCCUUGCUGUAUCAGCUUCAAAUAUUCAGGUUUAAAAUUUGCUGUAUUAUACCUAAACUUGCUGAAGAUAGAUAAAUAGGGGCUUUAUGUUAAGAGCUGCUGAGCACCCCCUUUUAGCCCAAAGCCAUUUAAGAAAGUGUCAGGCUACCAGUGUGUAUUUUAGUAUUUGCUUGCAUCAUUUAUAUAAAGUGAGUUUUUCUAGGCUAUUUGCCUGCUUAUUACAAAGUGGGCUUAGGUAGUUCUGCUAUUAUGUCACCUACAAAUGGAAACUGGAAACACCCUGUGUGUGUGUGUGUACCCAAUGUGAGUGUGUGUGUAAAGAAUUCUGUACCUUUUCUCUAUCAAUGAAUUGCUUGUGUAUAUUUACAUGACAAGUGCAACAAUUGUUUAUAGCUCCCAAGGAGGCCUAGCAGGGCAUUUCUGUGUUGACUCAAGAUCCUAUGGCUUACAGUACAAAUAAAUGAAGUUUUAAGCAA